ACAUGUGGUUAAAGUGAAGUUACUCGAGGAAAUUUUGUUUACAUUUGUAAUCACAAGAAGUAAUAUUGUGUUUCAUUAAUGAGGAAAAAACUGUUUUAUUUGUUUGUUAAGUGUUAUGGUCAAAUGCGACGUUACGAAGUAUUACUGUUAUAGACUUGAGAGAGAAUUACUGCUAUGAACAUCAACACCUUAGCCUUCAGCAUAUCAAGACGACCUUGGAUGGUGUCACUGACAAAUAUUUCCAAACAUAUAUCCAGUAUACAUUCAUAUAGACAUUGUGGAGAACCCACAAGUUUUACCGGUAAAUGUCAGUGGCAAAUGAAAUGCUUACGGAGACAUGUAUCUCUCAACUUCUUCAGCCCUUUCCUCGCACAACGCAAGUCAGUGUGCUUCACCUCAUGCUCCAGAAUUGCAGAUAACUCUCGAGGAAAGAUGACCACCAUAGCCCUAGACAACUUCCAACAAAGAACUUCAGAUCCCUCAUACCAGACAACUUUCACUGACUGGGAGGAUUUGGAAAACAAAUUCCUUGAAGAGAAUCCAUCCAUGAGAAAGACCUUUGAGACACUAUGCAUGAGUCAUGUUUUGAAGUCUGGCAAUAUGGAACAUGCCAAGAGUUACCUCAGUUAUAUACACAGGAAGAGAAGCAGGGCCAACCUGACUACAUUGGGCCUGUUUAUCAGUGUGUGUGGGAAGAUAUGUGGAAGGAGCGAGCAGGAUCUGCUGUACAAACUCUAUGAGGAGAUGCAGACGAUAUCGCCUCUCAGUAACACUGUCAUGUUGAGUGAUCUGGUCCAUGGCUUCUCCCACACCGAUCGGUGGAAAGAUUGUGUAGCUUGGAUUGAAAAUGCUAAAGAAUUAAAUAACCCCAAAACCUUUUUGUACAAUGAUGUGAUAAUGGCAGGGUUGAGAAAUGGGGACAUAGAUAAAGUGCAAGAGUUGUUGGAUGUUCUUGGGUGGGAAGGAGAAGCUCCAUCGGAUGUUUUAUACAGGACCUUCUUGAAGUUUUGUGAAAACACUCAUUAUGGCGUUAGUGUCUUCAAACUGUUUGAGUACAUGAGGAAGCAUCGUUGGCAGCUUAGUGAAGAUGUUGCAGAUGAGUUGAUGCAGCAUUUCCAUAGGUUUCAUGGUGGCAAGUACAAGUGCAGGAAGACAAGUGUAUCUCCCAGUGGACAUUGCAACUCAUGUGGCCUUCUGCUGGAAAAGCUUGAGCUGCCCGAUGACAAGUUUGCGUUGCUCCAGAGUGCCAUCUUGGAGAAGACUCUGCUCCUUGACAAUGCUUACCUACGGUCAUCGCCUGAGGAAAUCACAAACUUCCAACAGCUGCUGAAGAAGCAUGCUCCGUUUGAUGUUGUCAUUGAUACCCUGAGUGUUAUGCACACUGAUGGUCGUUUUAAAGUACAGUAUCUGAAAGAUGUUGUCGACUACUUUGCUGUCAAGCGAAGGGCGAAGGUUCUUCUGAUAUGUCGAAGAAGUCAUGGCAAGUUGAAGUCUCUCAUACCUUACUUACAAGCACAUGCGCAAAUAUUCUUCACAGAAAGAACCUCCAAGGACGACCCGUUUGUGUUGUAUGCAGCAGCAUACAGCGGCAAGGCCUGCCACUACGUAUCUCGCGACUUCAUGCGGGACCACAAGAGUCUGGUUGGUCCGGAGCUGAAGGAGACGUUUGAGAAAUGGCAGUGGUCACGUCAGAUAACAUGGACUGAUGGGAAGGAGUUUCUGUUCCCACACAUCAAUGAAACCAUUGUACAACAGAGUGAGAAUGGCUGGCAUGUUCCGUUUGUCAGCUCAACAGAAGAAGAUUCUAGAUCAGUCCAACUCCUGGGUGUGUGUCCGACACAGGAGUGCUCAAGGAGGAAAACAGUCAGGCAGAAAAAUAUGACACAUCAUGUUUCAUACAUGUGAUUCAGAAGAACCUGCAAAAUAUGGACAGAACCUGCAAAAUAUGGACUGCUUUCCAUGGAUGAAGACAAAGUUGUCAACUUCUUUAGUUUUGAAUGUGGCAAUCAGUGGAGGUGUCAAGCAAGUUGUCACUCAAGUCAAAUAAUAUUCACUGACAGCGAUGAGGUAGCCUUGUGCUUAAAGUGUUUGCCUAAA
Molecule: messenger RNA, 2097 nt
Organism: Haliotis rubra (blacklip abalone)
Lineage: Eukaryota; Metazoa; Mollusca; Gastropoda; Lepetellida; Haliotidae
Product: mitochondrial ribonuclease P catalytic subunit-like
Exons: 7
Coding region: 175-1905 (576 amino acids)
Biological process (GO): tRNA 5'-leader removal; mitochondrial tRNA 5'-end processing
Cellular component (GO): mitochondrial ribonuclease P complex
Molecular function (GO): ribonuclease P activity; protein binding
Source: RefSeq, a predicted model, not a curated record